Molecule: messenger RNA, 1015 nt
Organism: Loxodonta africana (African savanna elephant)
Lineage: Eukaryota; Metazoa; Chordata; Mammalia; Proboscidea; Elephantidae
Product: surfeit locus protein 1
Exons: 9
Coding region: 6-926 (306 amino acids)
Biological process (GO): mitochondrial respiratory chain complex IV assembly
Cellular component (GO): membrane; mitochondrion
Source: RefSeq, a predicted model, not a curated record
GGGCGAUGGUGGCGCGGUGGCUGGGGCCCGCGGGGCUGAGGCUGCUGCUGCUGCGUGCGGCGGGCGCGGGGCCAGCCCCGGGCAGCGCCAUCGGGAGAAGCGCCUUUGGGGCACCCCGACGCCCAGGGGUGGCCUGGAGGCCAAGCAGGCGUGGUGGUUCUGCAGCAGAAGCACGUACCACCGGGGCGGAGGAUGACUCCUUUCUCCAGUGGCUCUUGCUUCUCAUCCCUGUGACUGCCUUUGGCCUGGGGACAUGGCAGGUCCAGCGUCGGAAGUGGAAGCUGAAGCUGAUCGCGGAGUUAGAGUCUCGAGUCAUGGCUGAGCCCAUCCCUCUGCCCGCAGACCCUGUGGAGCUGAAUAGUCUGGAGUACAGGCCAGUGAGGGUCAGGGGGCGCUUUGACCACUCUAAGGAGCUGUACAUGAUGCCCCGGACCAUGGUGGACCCGGCCCGAGAGGCCCGGGAUGCUGGCCGGAUCUCAUCCUCGGUCGAGAGUGGGGCCUACGUCAUCACCCCCUUUCACUGCUCUGACUUGGGAGCCACCAUCCUGGUAAACAGAGGAUUUGUCCCCAGGAGUAAAGUGAACCCAGACACCAGGCAGAAGGGCCAGACUGAGGAGGAAGUGGACCUGGUUGGGAUAGUGAGACUGACAGAAACCAGGAAACCAUUUGUCCCUGAGAACAACCCAGAGAAGAACCACUGGCAUUACCGGGACCUGGAGGCCAUGGCCAGAGUCACUGGCGCAGACCCCAUCUUCAUCGAUGCAGACUUCAAGAGCACUGUCACCGGAGGACCGAUUGGAGGUCAGACACGAGUGACACUGCGGAACGAGCACCUGCAGUAUAUCCUUACCUGGUAUGGCCUGUGUGCAGCCACAUCGUACCUGUGGUUUACGAAAUUCAUGCGCAGGCCUCCUGUCCUGAGAUAGCUGAGACCUCAUCCCUGAGGUAAUCAGUCACGAGUGUACAGCAUUUCCAUGUUGCAUCAUGUGGUAUAAAUAAAACUCCUGAGUUCACA